Messenger RNA from Rosa rugosa (rugosa rose), 1387 nucleotides. RefSeq names its product GDSL esterase/lipase 1-like. Gene Ontology annotation, molecular function: lipase activity. NCBI's taxonomy places the organism in Eukaryota, Viridiplantae, Streptophyta, Magnoliopsida, Rosales, Rosaceae. The record is from RefSeq and is a predicted model, not a curated record. The transcript is spliced from 5 exons. The coding region runs from base 98 to 1186 and encodes 362 amino acids. Gene Ontology annotation, biological process: lipid metabolic process.
GAUAAAGUUUUUAAAUAGGUUGUUGCAGAACAUAACCCAUUUGAAAUCAGACAUAAAAGGAUCCCCAACCGCUAGUCUCCUACUGAAGUAACUCACCAUGGCCAGUCUCGGAUACCUUUACUCUCUGUUACUAACCCUCGUCAAUUUCGACCCAGUAAGCUUCUCUCCUCACCGAUCCACACCAGAAGCAAACCACAAGGCCCUGUUUGUGUUUGGUGAUUCACUCUUUGAUGCCGGAAACAACCAAUACCUGAAUGCUAGUGUGGAAGGAUCAGCAGUUAUCUGGCCAUAUGGGGAAACCUACUUCGACCAUCCCACUGGUCGAAUCUCCGAUGGCCGCAUUGUCCCGGAUUUUAUUGCUCAGUUUGCAAAUCUUCCUUUGCCACCACCAUACCUGGAACCUGGUGCUCAUCAAUUCAGUGAUGGAACCAACUUUGCUUCUGCCGGAGCUGGUGUUCUGCCUGAAACUCAACCCGGAACGAUAGAUCUUCCAAGUCAGUUGAGCAAUUUUAGGGACAUGAAGAAGUCACUGCAUCAGAAAUUGGGUGACAAAGAGGUUAAGAAGUUGCUGGGGAGAGCUGUUUAUUUCUUCAGCAUUGGAGGAAAUGACUACAUUAACCUCUUUUCCCAACAGCCAAAAGCUCCUCAUAGCUGCAAGAGGCAAUAUGUAGCAAUGGUGAUCAGGAACUUGACCAUUGUGCUCAAAGAAAUAUAUGAUUUAGGAGGAAGGAAAAUUGCAUUUCAGAAUGUGGCACCUCUGGGCUGCAUACCUGCGGUGAAAUCAGGAAAUCCUGAUGUUGGUAGUAAAUGUCUUGAAGAACCAUUAAAGCUGGCCAGACUACAUAAUAGAGCUCUUUCUACUGCCCUCAAGAAGUUAGAGAACCACUUACCAGGAUUCAAGUACUCAAUAUUUGAUUACUAUAAUGCACUUGGGGACAGAGUUAACAAUCCUUCAAAAUAUGGCUUCAAGAAUGGGACAUCUGCUUGUUGUGGUAGUGGGGCAUUUAGAGGGUCUAAUUGUGGGACAGAACCAUACGAGUUAUGCAGCAACCCCAGUGAGUAUGUGUGGUUUGAUGGUGGUCAUACAACUGAAAGUGCCAACCUCCAACUAGCUGAGCUAAUAUGGAGUGGACCUUCAAAUGUGACGGGGCCUUACACUAUGAAACAGCUAUUUGAACAAUCUUGAUUCUAACAGCAUAUGCCCUUCAGGCCUUAUGAGUCAAGGCUGCUUUGUAGUUCUAAAACCUCUUUCAUUAUCAGUCUCCUAAAUUUGUGAUUUUUAGAGGGCUUUUAGAUGUUCAUCUUGGAAGCCAUCGAAAAUUCCUUUAAUUAUCACGGGUUGUAUAUAACCAUGUAUUUAUUGUUUUGAUAGUAUCUUUUUCAAUCA